UCUCCUCACCAUCCUCCAUGGCGCUUAGCGAAUCAGAGCUCACAGAACCGGUGAAAAGGCUAAAAGACCAGAGGCUAUAGUUCAGUUAGAAACCUCGGUUUAUUUUGCGAUGUCAGCUUUCGGACUCAAUCUACACUCUGUUUCGUCCAUUGCGGCCGAGAUUUCAGCACCAGCUGAGUUAGACAGCGCCUGCGCAGACUGCGACUCGCAAACUCCUCCAGCCUCACGAGGAGACUUCACUCAUCCGCCUCCGUUCAUUCAUCUACAUCAGUCACCCAUUCACAUCGGCCCGGGAGGCCUCGGCACGGUUCUGGAGGAAGAACUGGCCAUGCUUACACGGGAACGGGAAGAAGAAUUGAUCAUUAACGACCAGGACCCAGAUCUUUUAGCGCUUUUCCGGCAAAAAGAAAAGGAUUUGGUUCUGGCUGCAAAACUCGGGAAAGCGCUGCUCGAGAGAAACCAGGACCUCACAAAGCAAUAUGAAAAAAUGACCAAGGAUCUGAACGAGAAGCUAGAGAAUCUGGAGCAGGAGAAGCAUGAGUUGCAGCAACGCUUGGAGAGACGAGAAGGCGAGUGGGAAGGUCGAGUGGCUGAGCUGGAGACUGAUGUGCAGCAGCUCAAGGGUGAACUGGAUAAGCAUAAGUUGCAGAUGCGUGAGACUGAUCGGGACAAGACCCAUGCCAUCACAGAGCUCUCAGAACAAAACUACAGUCUGCUCGAGCAGCUCAGCAGAGCUGCUGAUGUGGAGAGACAACUGUGUACUCAGGUCCAUUUAUUGCAGAAUGAUUUUAAAGAAAAGAACCUUUCCAAAACCCAGCACAUGACACAAUUGGAGAGCCUGCAAGCAGAGCAAGGGCUAGAAAUAAAGAUGCUGUCUGAGCGUAAGCAGGAACUUGAGCGAUGUUUAACCACAUUGCAUGAGGAGAAUGAGCAGCUCCAGAGCACUGUGGACAACUUGAAAGACCGGACACUUGUGUUGGAGAAGCUAUGCCAGGAGAAGGACUUACAGCUGCAGCAGAGUCGUUUAGAGCUACAGGAGGUGCGUGUGUCUCAUCGGCAGUUAAGUGCCCAUUUGGCAGAGAUGACUGAGGAGAAAAGUCUCCAGGGCUUCAGCGCUAACACUCACUCACUGCUGUGUGAGAUAGAGCAGAGCAUGGAGCAGGAGGAGCUCAAGCAGGAGAAGGAUCAGUUGCGUCUGCAGCUAUGGGAAGUUUAUUGCCAGAUUCGCUCUAUCUGCUCCCAGCUGAGAGGAAAUGACAUCACAGACUCUGCCCUGUCCACAGAUUCAUCCAUGGAUGAAUCAUCAGAAACAUCAUCAGCUAAAGAUGUGCCUAUGGGCAGCCUGCAGUCGAGUCUGAGUGAGCUGCGCAGACUUGCACAAAACCUGCUGGAUGGCAACGAGUCAACAGGAUCACGUCGCAGCGAUGAGGAUGUUUUGGAAGAGCAUGUGCGGAAACUGGGUGAGGAACUGCGAGAAAUACAAGACCUUUACGAACAGGAGCAAGAAAGGGUACGCAGCACUCAGGAAGACAUGUUGCAACUCCAUAAUCAGAUUGCACUACUCUCCCUAGAAGUGUGCUCAUCACGGGAGGAGAAUGAGAGACUAAAGGCAUCAGAGAUUCGAGAGCCAAGUGAACAACUACAAAAUGCAAUCCGAGACCGAGAUGAUGCCAUCACGAAAAAGAAAGCAGUGGAAAUGGAGCUGGCGAAGUGUAAGGUAGACAUUAUGUCUCUGAACAGUCAACUUCUUGAUGCUAUCCAGCAGAAGUUUAAUCUUUCCCAGCAGUUAGAAGCCUGGCAGGAUGAUAUGCUCAGAGUGAUAGAUCAGCAGAGACUAAGGCUGGUAGUUAUGGCUCCACCAGAGCCUCUUCCAGGCGGGCAACUAGCCUCUUUGAUGGUGACAAGCACUUCUCACUUUUUAAGAAAAACUGAAUCUGUCUAGGUGAAAAGAGAAAGAUGAAGAGAUAUGCUAAAAGUGUAAAUUAAACAAAGGCAUACCAUGAUCAACACAGCCAAAGAUGAAGAUUUAUAAUCAGUAAUGAACAAUAUUUUGUUCUGUAAUCCUGUAUAUAUUUUUGCACUUUACCUGUCCUUAGCACUCCUCUCCUUCAAAUACUCCUAGAUGAUGCAUAAACAGUCAGUAGAAAAACCUGCAUAAAGAAAAUGUCAUUUUUUUCUUUUACAGCUUCAGAGUGAUAUUUGCAGGUUUACUACAUUUAAACAAUAUUUAGGCCAAUUUCCCCUUCUUAAAUAUUCUUACCCUAUUGCCAAAGUGUUUCAAUAGGAAUGUCAGAUUUAGCUCCAUCAAACUGAAGGACUCUUUUGGUCUUUAACUCAGGAUAAGCUAAACUCUGUAAGCUUCUAUUUAUUCAAAGUCAGGCUGCAGGUUGUAGUUUGUGAAUCACUGAUGCACUUGUAAAGAUACUUCAGAGGCCUCUUAUUUAGUCAGCUGUUGAAUCAAUAUAACUUGAUUCAAAAAUUGAUAAAAGCUAUUGCUUGGAUGAAAAGAAAAAAUGUUAUUAACAAGUACCAGUUAACAGUAAAACAUGCUAAUUUUUGACCUAACUGGAAAACUUACAUUUUUAUUAUUUUGAAAAAAAAAACAAUGAAAGAUAAACAUGCUCCUACAUUUGAGGAAAAAUAUUUUUCCGGAUUGUCUUCAAGGGUUUGAGCUUAAAUCAUUGUGUUGCAGGUGAAAUAAUCAAAUAAAACUUGUACUGUCCCUGCACCUGAAUGUGUACACACAAAAUAGAAUAGCCUAUGGAAACAUAAGGGCCAUUAUAGGUUUGGGUUAAUGGGCUUGCAAUGUAUAGUGGAAGUUACACAAAUUUAGGGUGUUGAAUCAAGGGCCUGAGAACAGCCAUGUGGAGGGAAGGAGAGGAGUUUUUUUUGGUGAAUGUGCCAUAUGG
Tachysurus vachellii is the source of this 2909-nucleotide messenger RNA. It is a transcript of the gene bicdl1, whose product is annotated as BICD family like cargo adaptor 1. Gene Ontology annotation, biological process: Golgi to secretory granule transport; vesicle transport along microtubule. NCBI's taxonomy places the organism in Eukaryota, Metazoa, Chordata, Actinopteri, Siluriformes, Bagridae. The record is from RefSeq and is a predicted model, not a curated record. Bases 110 to 1942 code for a protein of 610 amino acids. The transcript is spliced from 11 exons.